Molecule: messenger RNA, 1797 nt
Organism: Scheffersomyces stipitis CBS 6054
Lineage: Eukaryota; Fungi; Ascomycota; Pichiomycetes; Serinales; Debaryomycetaceae
Gene: SRP101
Product: Signal recognition particle receptor subunit alpha
Exons: 1
Coding region: 60-1697 (545 amino acids)
Biological process (GO): SRP-dependent cotranslational protein targeting to membrane
Cellular component (GO): endoplasmic reticulum membrane
Molecular function (GO): GTP binding; signal recognition particle binding; ATP hydrolysis activity
Source: RefSeq, a predicted model, not a curated record
GGCCAUUUGUUUGAAGAGAAUUGUGAUUAGCUGUCAAGGAAGCUGUCAAUAAUCGCAGAAUGUCGCAAUCUCUUAUAGUGUUCAAGCCUUCGGGCAGGAUCGAGUACCAAUACAACAACAAGAUCACACCGUUCAACGAGUUCAUCUACAACAUCGUGAACUCCACCCACGUAGAGCUUGAGGCCAAUUUCUACACCAAAAGUUUGCACCAAAAGCGGUUCUACGGCUACAGGCGAGACGACGUGUAUGCUGCGUUGUACUUCGAUGCAGUGACAACUAUUGACGGAGACAAGAUCCAGCAAACACUCAGUGGAAUUCUCAAGACGUAUAAUAAGGUCGUGACUGAAGGCGACUCUGAAGAUAACUAUAGUAAGUUGAAGAAGUUGGUUGAUUUACAGUUCAAUCAGUUGAUGAAGCUCAAGCUGAAUGUAGACAGCCCCGUAGUUCUGGCUCCAAUUCUGGCCCGCGGUACUCCUUCAGGGAGUGGACCCAAUUCUGGAACUUCUACCCCAGUAAGACGUAAUGUCAAGCAGACUCCCAACAAAAAGAUGAGAAAGUGGGAUGGUGAUGAGAUGGUAGAGAAUGUAGACAACUCUGUAUUGGACUAUUCGGCCAGCGCAGAUGGAGAUGUGGAUGGAGCCCUUGGUGACGACAGAGUGUUGAAUAUUGACGAUAGUGCAUUUGUUCAUGAGAACGAACUUGUUCUUGUAAACGAACUUAACGACAUUUUAAACGAGUCCGAUGAUGAUGAAGACAAGAAUGAUGGUAAGGCUGGCGGGUUUUUCAGCAAGAUUACGUCCUUUUUGGGUGGUUCUAUUGACAUUGAAGAUGUUUCUAAAAAGUUCAACGACCAAUUGAUUUCAAAGAAUAUCGCACCGAACACUGCUAAAAUAAUCAUAGAUAAAAUCAGAGACAAAUUGGGUAAUCAAAGGAAUGUCACAUUGGCUUUGUAUAAGCAAACUUUGACGGAAGAAUUGACUAAGAUUUUGACUCCCAAUGUCUCCACGGAUUUGCUCUAUGACAUCAAGCGUAACUCCACCAACCCUCGUCCGUAUGUAAUCUCGGUGGUUGGUGUAAAUGGUGUAGGAAAGUCAACCAACUUGGCCAAGUUGGCCUACUGGUUUUUGCAGAACAACUUGAACGUGUUGAUCUGUGCCUGUGACACUUUCAGAUCUGGAGCAGUGGAACAAUUGAAAGUUCAUGUUAACAACUUGCAAAGACUUAAUAGCCAGUCAUCUAAUGGUGAGAACAAAAUUGACAUCUUUGAAAAAGGGUAUGGUUCCGGUGACCACGUAGUCACUACGGCUAAGAUGGCUAUCCAGCAUGCUGCAUCUGAGAAGUUUGACAUAGUCUUGAUUGAUACUGCUGGAAGAACACAUUCCAACACUAAGCUUAUGGCUCCAUUGAAGAAAUUUGGUGAUGCCGCUAAUCCAGACAAGAUCAUUAUGGUGGGUGAAGCAUUGGUUGGAACUGACUCUGUAGAACAAGCUAUCAACUUCAACAAUGCCUUUGGUAACAAACGAAGCUUAGACUUUUUCAUCAUCUCUAAAGUGGAUACUGUUGGUGACUUGGUGGGUACCAUGAUCAAUAUGGUCAUGGCCACGAAAGUUCCUAUCUUGUUUGUGGGUACUGGACAGACAUAUACUGACAUCAAGAGAUUGAGUGUCAAGAGAGUGGUGGAUAUGUUGAUGAGUUGAUAACGAGUUUAACAGAGGUGCUAUGUGCUCAUGGUAUAUACAAAUAUUCAUAUAUUGCUAUAGUUAUAUACUGAUGUUAUAUGAAACGCUAAUACUUUUG